ACUGCAAAUGAUUCUAUAAAUUAGUAAAUAUUUUGAAAUUUGCAGUAGCAAGACGAAUCUAGAAUUAAUGUAUUAAUAAAUAAUUGGUGUGGACAGUUUGUCCAUUAAAGACAGCCCACGGCGACUGAACAAUGUUACAAAUCCGGUUUGUCGCCGUCAAAUUCUUUUGACCCGCUUACGUCUCAAAUUACGUUAAACGGCGACGCAAUUCUUACUAUGCGUGACUCCUUUUCCCAAACCACAAAACCUGUUCAAAAACUGCUUAAAUAAACUUAAAUUCAAAACUUUGAACUUAAGUUUAUUGAUACCUUAAUUUGUUAACCAAAGGUUCAGUAACAAUGUAACAAUGAUAAUGUUAGAUGAAUGAAGAAGCAACAUUGAAUGAAAUAUGUAUAAAAUGAAAUGAGAAUCCAAACAGUGGCAGGCACGAGGACCCUCAGCGGGGAGCCGCCGCGCUCCACCGCGUACUACUACGCAGACUUAGAAAGACUCAAACGAAAAGAUGACCCACUCAAAAGCGAACCAAUCACAACCCUGGACCAUCCUCUCCGGAACUUCACUCAACCAAUCAGAACCCUCGACCACCCAAUCAGACACUUCGAAAGGUUCGACCAGUCACAACCACCACCAAUCACAGACAAGGAUUUCGCUAUCUCAAAUCCAAAUGAACUAAGCGAGUACGUAGAAACAAAUGAAAUUAUCAAGGACGUACCGAUUCGAGAAGUUCCACCAUUAAGAGAUCGCCAAUGGAGUCUUCCAGAAUAUCAUACUCCGGAAAAUUCUAGAAAAAUCGAAGAGACUUAUUCCACUGCAGGUACCUUCCCUAUGCCAGAACCAAAAGAGAAAGAACCUUUACUGGCUGAACUAGAAGUCGUGGGCAGACUGCCCUUAACACAACUAGAGUCAAAUCCUGGAGUGAGGAGAAGUAGGAGCUGGUACCUGUGUUGUCCAAAUGUUCCUGAUGAUGAUAUCUCGAGAGAAUCUUCGUGGAGAUAUUCCAGUUUAAGGCCUGUCACUGCCCCACCGUUGCCGCAGCACAAUGGAUUGCAUCAUGUGGUGGCAACGCAAAGCAGCGGUCGCGUGGAUGACGCAGCAGCACUGAAGUCAGAGCGAGACGCCUUGGCACGAGCGCUAGCUGCAGAGAGAGCUCGAGCAGCUACUGCAGCGAGAGCUCACGACGCGAGACUUGCAGAAUUGCAUGGGGUCAUUGCUGAACUGGUCAGGCGACGUGCUGCCGACAAACACUCCAGAGCUAUUCCGGAGGAAGAAGUUUCAGAUGAAUGUGAGUCGACGACGCAACCGGCUGGAGAACUGGACAACGACGCAGACAGAUCAAGAACAGAACAGAACGACACAUCGUCUAUGGUAAGCCCAGUCGAGCUGCCAACUCCUCAAGACCAGCGGGUGGACCCCCGCGAGUUGCCCGAAGACACCACCGAUACCAGUACGCACGAAGCGCUCAAAGCGGACCAACCUUGCCUAGAAGUGACCCCGACAUCACCUACCGCCGCUGCUCUUACAGAUGCGCACAGCCUUUCGGAGCGAGAAUCAGAACUUUGCCUUAGCACUGCCAGAUGUUGCCAGUUCGCGCGCCAUGCGCACGCGCACUUGGGCAGCGGGGAGGGGGGCAGCGGGGGCGGCAGCUGCGAGCGGGACAAGGGCUCCAGCGACACAGAGCCGCGCGUGUACACGGCCUCGCCAGGUCGCUGCUCGUCGCGGCAGGCGAAGCUGGCGGCGCGGGUGCGGCUGCGGCGCGCCGACGACUGCAGCCCCGACGACGAGGUGCGCGCCGGAGCGGCGCAGGGCUGGUGCGCCGACCGCUGCGCGGCCGAGCGCGUGGCGCGCCAGCUGCUGUCGCGGCUGGAGGCGGAGGCGGCGGCGCCGGCGCAGGCGCUGGGCGAGCCGCUGCUGUCGCCCGGGCCCUGGCUGCAGCACGACGCGCACGCGCCGGGCGCGGCCGGCUGGAGCGGCGCGGCCGAGCUGCGCCUGCGCGCGCACGCGGCGCGGCUCAAGGGCGACACCGUGGCGCUGCGCGCGCUGCGCCCGCCGCCGAGGCUCUUCUCGUACCACGGUCGGUGCCGCCACGUGACGUCACACCGCACACCGCCUCCGCGUCGGCUGCGGACAGAUGCAUUGCGUAACCACAUUCGCACCUGUACCUGUUCGAACGCUCGAACUGCAAAACAUUUCCUUCGUUACUUUAACUUUAACGUUACAACGAAACCUACGAUGUCUGGCACCGUAUCUGUCGCGUCUGACGGAGGUCCCGUCUGUUACACUGUGCGCAUUACUAACGCGAAAACUGCUUUCGUCCCAGAUAUAGAAGAAGAGGAUCUUCCGAAACCGGUGCAAUCGAUUAGCAUGGCGGAAAUGGAAGCGGCCGUCAUGCUGCAGGACCUGCUCACGGCCAAGGAGCAGAGGGCCGUGGCCAGGGUGGCCGAGGUCAGCGGCGGGACGGCCGGGGAGGAAGGCCAAGGGACUGAAAAAAAGUCGGAGAGCGGCCGCCGGCGCACGCGCCGCGAGCGGCACUGGCUCGACGCCGCGUCCGAGACGGACCUCUAACAUAUCUGAUGUUGACAUCGAACAAACAGACGAACGAGCAGCGCCACGCACUACCGCUAUACAGAUUUACUGAACAUAACGGCAAUUAAUUUAAUGCUGGAGCAUUCCAUUGAGAAUUAUUGCAGUAUAGCUUCGAAAGUAUUUGCAAAAAGUGCUACAUUUUCAAAUUUAUUUUGUCGCCAUAAAAAACCUUUAACGAUUUGAAAAUUCGAUCACUAAGAAUAAAAAAAUUAUCUAUUUAUAUAUUUUUGUAUUUCAAGUGUACGUUUUUGUUGUAUUAUACUGUAAGUAUGAACGGCGAGAAAUCUCGAUUGGGGUACGAAAUAUUUAGCCAAGACAAGGGGUACUUUUCUAUUUCCGUAUGCAUGCUCUA
Molecule: messenger RNA, 2935 nt
Organism: Hyposmocoma kahamanoa
Lineage: Eukaryota; Metazoa; Arthropoda; Insecta; Lepidoptera; Cosmopterigidae
Exons: 10
Coding region: 403-2562 (719 amino acids)
Source: RefSeq, a predicted model, not a curated record